AUGUCUGCUCCCUCUGUUCUCGAAUAUGCCCGUUUCCACGGCCUGGCUAUUGACCACACCUCAGAAGAUCCCCUAGCCUACAUUUCCCAAAUACCGCUGCAAGAUAUUGAGGAUGGCCAACAACUGCCAGACCAAGAUUUCUCGGUAUUUGCUGACGAUAUUGCAGAGCCAAAGUUGCAGCUCACCCGUCAUGAAGGUACCAUGCUCGCUGAGAGCAUCCUCGACCGUCCCCCCGUCGUGAACUGGAGCAACUUCCUGCCGGAACGGCACCGACUGCGAAACUUGAAAAUCGAAGAGCCGUUGCUAGCAGGGGACCACGAGUCAGAGGUUCGGCGUUUCAGACGAGAGGCAUCGAGCCAGGUGGACACCGAACACUUGUUCGAGACCUGUUCCUUGAUCAGUUCUGCAUCAGGACAGGACUUCGAGGAUGAAUGGAACGACAUCCAAUCCGGCCACGUUCUAAGAGAGGUCGAACAAGAGCUGGAAGAUGAGAGAUGCCAUACUACGAAAGAGGGGCUGGUGCAUUUGUCGAUUUCGCUGAAGGACACUUUGAGCGAGGACACAAAGGCCACCAUACUGCACAGCUUUGUUCCAGUUUUGAAGAGACCACGACUGAGAUCUGUGACACCCCCGUUGAUGCCAGACUCGCCAGAGCCACAAGUUCCACCCUCCCCCAACCUAGACUUCUCUCUACGGUCUGAGGAAGACAUUGAUAGGGACAAUUUUCUGCUUCAGCUAGAGAAAGAGAUGCAAGAGAAGGACCAAAUACCGUCCGAAGGAAUCGAUGAUGCGAGUCCGACGACAUCCAAACUGGUAUUGAAAGAGAUACAUGACGCAGCUAACUUGGAGGCCGGUGAAGAUUUGCGAAUGGAAGCAGUCUGUGCAUCAUUCGAUGGAAGUCACCAACCGAGAAAGAACCUCGAAAAUCUGUGGCUUGAUGUGCCAAUGAUCUCGUCUUCUUCGCAAUCUCAGCAAUCCAGCGAACAGGCAGUCAAAUUGUCAUCGCCUGUGGAGCCUGUCCCGGCUUCUCGAGCCCAACCCCUCACGCUCACUGCAUCUAAAAGCCCUAGCAACGAAGUUCAGCCUGGUUCAAUAACGACAGAAUGGUGCGUCGACAGUGGUAAACUAGGUUCUCUCGAAGAGUUAUUGUCCCGCGGGGCGGUGGAGUUUGAAAAUGAUGGAUUUGAGGCGGUAGAGGAUGACCUAGACGAAGAGCUGGUCAAGUUCGCGGAAAAAGCAGAGAAAGAGAUAGAUGCCGGCUUGAGAGGUGACAAAAUCGACACACCAGAAGAGUGCUUGAAACAACCCGUUCCUCGACUGGAACCUUUUUCCACCCGGUCGCUAUGUGACGACCAAGACGCUGACCUUCUCUUGCGCAAAAUUGAUGAGGUGUGCUUGGUCAUCCCAAAUACGGCACACUUGCAGAAUGACCCAAAGCUCAAUUGGUCUCCCUUUCCGCCCCAGUUAACCAAGCUGCAACUCGUCGACGGUAUUGAAGAUGAUGGCAAAAUUGGCACACUUGUGGGCGCACCACAAGGAGUUGUCAAGAGUGAGCAACUGCUCUGGAAACCGUCCGGUCUCCGCAUGCUUGAGACAAAUGAUGAGAGUGAUGGUGAAAUGGAAGAGGAUCCAGAGUUGCGUGAGAAUAUGUCCAGAGUGAGCGAACCCAUCGUUCCGGCAAAGAGACUCAAUCAUGGGUCGGACUCGAGCUGCAUGUCACCAACUAAGAAGUCCUGCACACUGGACACCAAUAAAGUACAGGGCAUGAUGGCACGCAAUACCGGCCUUGCUUUGAACGGCUUCUCGAGUUUCAAUGCGCUGGAGGCGUUCCUUGAUCUACGAGGAGCAAAGUUCAAGAGAGCUGCUCAACCACAACCGCCUUCGGCAAAUGAACUUGCAGACGAUCCCAUUCAAGCAACUCAACUUGAGGAAGAGAAGCGUGUAACCUUGGCGCGCGGUUCGGUCUUGCAGCAGUCAGAACCAUCGGGCGAAUCCAACCCUUGCACCAUCCAAGUUCCGUCAACCGCAAUUGGCACUACACACACCGGUGGCAACGACGACCUUGGCCCACUUAUGGAGUCGAAAUGGCCUAGGACGAUCUUGAUCGAGACAACCACUCUCGGAAGAUAUCGUUCACUUGUCAGUUUUCUAGAAACAAACGGAGGUAAGCAACUUCGUAUGAUAUACCGAGAAAUCACCCAAUCUGAGCGAAAUACGCCUUCUGCGUCUCCCGAUAUCAUUUUGAAUCCGAGGACAGCCCUCAUGUUCACAAACAUGCAGGCCUUACACCAGAAAAGCUUGCCUGGACAAGGGAUCCAAGCAGGCGAAAGUAUGAUCCAAAGCAGAAUCCUGAAACUCGCACAUGAUUAUACUCAGCUGUUCAUUCUCGUUGCAAUGACGGCUCGCGGGAAUAUCCUGCUGCAGUCGCAAGUUGACACGAUGAACACUUUUGCAGGGUUUUGUGAAAAGCUCUCUAGUCGUCAUGGCCUCCACGUCCACCCUCUCUGGAUCUCGUCAAGUUCUGGAACUCAACCAGCUGAGGCGGCUCUGAGUUGGUGGACCUGGAAUCUGGCUUGUUGCCACGGCUUUCCGGUUACCGACCCGUCUCAGUCCCUGCGUCCAAAGAUAGACACAGCUAAUCUCAUCAAUGAAGAGACUCUCUGGGAGAGAUUUUUAAGAAAGGCUGGGCUGAAUCCUAUGGCAGCCCAAGUUGUCCUCGGAGGAUUGAGAAGAUCGGACUCCCCUGAAAUCACGCUCGACCAAGAUUGGGGCCUGAGGAGAUUCGUGAAGAUGGAUCCUGAUGAGCGCAUGGACAUGUUUGCCGAGACUUUGGGACAGGGAGUACUCGAGAGGGUCAAUGCCGUGCUUGACAAAGAUUGGGGCUGGAGAUGA
Molecule: messenger RNA, 2892 nt
Organism: Cladophialophora immunda
Lineage: Eukaryota; Fungi; Ascomycota; Eurotiomycetes; Chaetothyriales; Herpotrichiellaceae
Exons: 2
Coding region: 1-2892 (963 amino acids)
Source: RefSeq, a predicted model, not a curated record